This is a messenger RNA of Micromonas pusilla CCMP1545, 1857 nucleotides long. RefSeq lists its product as uncharacterized. Gene Ontology annotation, cellular component: cytoplasm. Gene Ontology annotation, biological process: translational initiation. The annotation marks the transcript as partial. NCBI's taxonomy places the organism in Eukaryota, Viridiplantae, Chlorophyta, Mamiellophyceae, Mamiellales, Mamiellaceae. The record is from RefSeq and is a predicted model, not a curated record. Gene Ontology annotation, molecular function: GTP binding; GTPase activity; translation initiation factor activity. The transcript has 6 exons.
GUGACGAUCGCCGAGCUCGCGAGGCUGCUGAAGUGCUCCCCGCGGAGGAUCGAGACGGUGCUUAUCGACCUCGGGGAACCCCCCGCGAGUCUCGAGGAAACCGUCUCCGCCGACGUCAUCGAACUCUGCGCCGUCGAGCUCGGCGUCGACGUGGAAGUCGUCGACGACGAAUCACCGUCCGCCACGUCGGCGGACGGCACCCCGCUCGAGCUCCCCAGACGCGCGGUCGUCGCGGUCAUGGGCCACGUCGACCACGGGAAGACGACGCUGUUGGACAGGCUGCGGAGCGCCAACGUCGCCGACGGCGAAGCCGGAGGCAUCACGCAGGCGCGUUCUAUCUCAUACUGGUCCCCAUACGACCGCCAUCUCGGCGCGUUCGUCGUGAAGUGCGGCGGCGGCGGCGAGCUCACGUUCCUCGACACCCCGGGCCACGCGGCGUUCAGCGCGAUGCGGCGGCGCGGUGCGAGCGUGACGGACGUCGCCGUGCUCGUGUGCGCCGCGGACGACGGCGUGAUGCCGCAGACGAGGGAGGCGGCGGCGCACAUUCUCGCGGCGAAUUGUAAGUUCGUCGUCGCGAUAACGAAAUGCGACCGCGACGGCGCGGACCCGUCGCGCGUCCGCGACGAGCUUCACGCGAUGGGGAUCGCGUUGGAGUCGCACGGCGGCGACGUGCAGUGCGUCGAGGUGAGCGCGAUGACUGGGCAGGGCAUGGAGGACCUCGAGAUGGCGUUGUUUUUGGAGGCGGAGAGCCUCAACUUGACCGCGCGACGCGACUGCGAGGGCGUCGGCGUCAUCCUCGAAGCGCGGCUGGAUAAAGGCCACGGCGCGGUCGUGACCGGGCUCUUACGGCGCGGCGUCGUCGGUAUCGGCGAGCACGUCGUCGCGGGGACGCAUUACGGCCGCGUUCGACGGCUCAUCGGCGACGGCGGCGUCGACGUCGAGUCGUGCGGUCCGUCGGAGCCGUUCGAGAUCACGGGCUUGCGCGGCGUCCCGAGCGCGGGCGACUCCGUGAUGGUCGUCGCCACGGAAGAGCGCGCGCGAAGAGUCGCGACCGCGCGCGCGGAUCGCAUAGAAACGGCUCGCCUCGCGGCGUUAUCCGUCGGCGACGACAGGCAGUUUAUCGACGACGACGCGGACGCGCGAGCCGCGGAGAGCGUGAACAGCGACCUGUGCGCCAUCGUCAAGGCGGACGUCCAGGGCACCGCCGAGGCGGUGCGAGAUUCUCUGCUCGGGCUGGGGACGUCCUCCGUCGGCGUCAAGGUGGUCUACGUCGGCGUCGGCGCGGUCAGCGAGAGCGACGUCGCGCUCGCGGCCGCGAUCGGCGGGCCCAUCCUCGCGUUCAACGUCCAGGUCUCGAACGUCGUCGAAAAAGCGGCGAAAGACGCCGGCGUCGUCAUCGUGAACCGGAAAGUCAUCUACCACCUCCUCGACGCCGUCGGCGAGCUCUUGGGCGGCUUAGGCGCGUUCUCCUCACGCUGGUUCCCGUACGACCGCGAGGUCUUGGGCGAGGCGGAGGUGCGGCAAGUCUUCGACCUGAGCGGUCGACGAGGGAACAAGGCGAACAUGGUCGCCGGGUGCGUGGUGAACAGCGGGAGCUUCAGCGCGGUUGAAAAGUUUCGGCUCUUGCGAGACGGCGAGCCCGUGCACGAGGGACUGCUCGACGCGCAGUCCAUCCGUCGGCACCGCCUGGAGGUGACGACCGUCGGCAAGGGCACCGAAUGCGGCGUGAGCCUCGCGGAUCACGCGGACGUCAAGCCCGGGGACGUCAUUCAGUGCGUGCACUUCGUGAAGAGGAAGGCGGUGGUGGAGAAGGUGGCCACCGGCGGCGCGAGGGUCGUCGAGCGACAGCCGCGGUAG